AUGGCCCAUGAGGCCUAUUUUUCCAUAGUGAGGUCUAGCUCUGACUGUGGCUGGGGCAGCCGUCACUUCGGAGGGUUGCCCGGGACUCAGCCUGAGUCCAGUAUUGAGGUCUGUCGUCGGCUGAGCUACAACCUUAUCUGCGGGAGGGCAAACGGCCCUUGCAAAUGUCGUGAGUUCCUUAUUUUUAUGCCUUUUGUCAACAUUUCCGGUUUAUUUCGCACCCUACAGAAACCGGAUCUGUUGGCUCUUUUGUUGUUGUUGUUGUUUUGUGAAAUUACUCAUCCUUUCCAGUUUUACUUCUCAAUUUUUACGCUCUUUACCGACUUUUCACCGCUUGUGGACUAUAAGGAGCCACUAAUUGCUCAAGUAGAUGGCAAAACCAACGACGAUGAUGACAAUGACGGCAUUAAGGACUUCCAUGAAGAUGAGAAUACAAACCAACGUCUUGACAUACUUGAAGCCAAGGACACCGACGGAGACGGUAUUCCCGACUACCUGGACGAUGAUGACGACAAUGACGGAAUUCCAGACUCCGAAGAUGAUGACGAUGAUGGCGAU
Molecule: messenger RNA, 558 nt
Organism: Protopolystoma xenopodis
Lineage: Eukaryota; Metazoa; Platyhelminthes; Monogenea; Polystomatidea; Polystomatidae
Source: the annotation of a GenBank genome assembly